GAGCCAGAAAAAGAGCAUAAAAAGCAUAAAAACGUUUCGCUUCUCCCCAGCGUGCGACAUCUUUCUUCUUGUCUCUCUGCCUCUCUCCUCAGCUUUUCCCGUCGCACCCCACUUCCGCGACUCUUCUCUUCGCGUUGCUUCCUUCUGCGUGUCUCUGCUCUGAGAUCUUCUUCUUUUUCUGGGCGCCUCUGAAACCGCUCUCUGCCUCUCGCCUUUGUUUUCUGGAGUCUCUUUCAACACUGUAAAACCUUUCAACUCUCUCCUUCGUUAAGAUGGCACCUAAAAAAAAGGAACAAGCCGAGGAGAAAAUCCUUCUCGGGAGACCGAAGAACACGUUGAAGAUGGGUCUCGUUGGCUUGCCAAAUGUCGGGAAAAGCACAACUUUCAAUCUUCUUUGCAAGCAGGCGGUGCCCGCGGAGAAUUACCCUUUCUGCACGAUCGACCCGCACGAAGCGAGAAUGAACGUUCCGGAUGAUCGUUUCAAGUGGCUCUGCACGCACUUUCAUCCGAAAAGCGAAGUCUCUGCGACACUGGCGAUCUUCGACAUCGCCGGGCUGGUUCCAGGCGCCCAUAAAGGCGAGGGUCUCGGCAACGCCUUUCUCUCUCACAUUCAAGCUGUCGACGGCAUCUACCAUGUGGUUCGCGCUUUCGAGGAGGCGGACAUCGUCCACAGCGAAGGCGAAGUCAAUCCCGUUAAGGAUCUCGAGACCAUUAGCGACGAACUGAGGAUGAAAGAUGUAGAGAGGUGUGAGAAGCUGAUCGAGGAGCUGGAUCGACUUGUCGGCAAGGGCCAGGUCCCCAAAGAUAAACAAAAAAAGGUCCACCUGGAUGUCCUCAAAGUCGUCCUCGAGCACCUCAACAACAAAAGAUGGGUGUCCCAAGUGGACUGGAAGGCGUCGGAGGUCGAGGUGUUGAACGAGUACCAGUUCCUGACGGCGAAGCAGGUGGUUUACUUGGUGAACAUGAGUGAAAAAGAUUUCAUCCGUCAGAAGAACAAGUGGCUCGCGAAGAUCCACGGCUGGGUAGAGGCGAAUGUGUCGGGACCGAUCAUUCCCUACUCUGCUCAGUUCGAGAGCAAACUCGCUGAGCUGCCUGACGACGCAGCGAGAGAAAAAUACAUCAAGGACGUAGGUGCCUCUCGCAGCCAGCUGGACAAAAUCGUCACCACGGGAUACCACGCUCUCCAUCUCAUUCACUUUUUCACUUGUGGAGAAGACGAAGUCAAAUGCUGGACGAUCCGCCAAGGCACGAAAGCCCCCCAGGCUGCCGGAGUCAUCCACACAGAUUUCGAGCGAGGAUUCAUCUGUGCGGAAGUGUACAAAUAUGAGGACCUGGUGGCAGCUGGAAGCGAAAAUGCCGUGAAGGCGGCAGGAAAGUACCUUCAAAAAGGGAAGGAUUACGUUGUCGAAGACGGCGAUAUCAUUUUCUUCAAGUUCAAUGUGACGAACAGCGGCAAGAAGUAAACUCUUUAUCCGGCUUUCUGUAUUUGUUAUGUCUCCGGCAUCUGGAUUGUCAGUCGCACCUGUCUGUCCUGUAUCGUUUUUCGUCGGUUUUUCCACUUUCCCUCGCCGAUCUGUGCUUCUUGGGUGCCUUUCUGCUUUCAUUCGCAACAAAGAGGGAGAAACAAGAGCAACUUAGUCGAAGCGGGAACAAAGAGAACCAGCGAGGGGCGAGCCGGGGAGACGGGCAUCCUGUGAAGAAACAACUUUGUCCGGUUUUCUCGCCGUUUCACUGAAAACAAUGCACUCACUGUUCCUAAUGGACCGACUGGGUUCGUCUUUUCUUUCAACCAACACGAAAGAGCGGUUGCA
Molecule: messenger RNA, 1811 nt
Organism: Toxoplasma gondii ME49
Lineage: Eukaryota; Apicomplexa; Conoidasida; Eucoccidiorida; Sarcocystidae
Product: GTP-binding protein, putative
Exons: 7
Coding region: 273-1463 (396 amino acids)
Cellular component (GO): cytoplasm
Molecular function (GO): ATP binding; GTP binding; ATP hydrolysis activity
Source: RefSeq, a predicted model, not a curated record